AUGCCCAUCAAAUCCCGAUUCUCAGUGCCGGUUCCCAACUGCUCCAUCCAGCAAUGGGUCUUCGGGUCUCCUUCCGGGCCUCUUCCCGACAAGAAGGCCUGGAUUGAUGCUGACCGGCCCGAGACUCACUUCUUAACAUACGCCCAAGGCCGGCUCCUUGCCAAGCGCAUUGCGGUCGGUCUAAUAGAUGACGGUAUCAAGCCGGGCGACCGCGUGUUGCUCUACUCCGGGAACAGCAUCUUCUUCCCCGUCAUUGCAAUGGGCGUCUGGAUGGCCGGGGCCGUCUUCACGGGAGCAAAUCAUGGGUACGUAGCCCGCGAAUUGGCCUUUCAGCUAAAUGAUAGCGGGGCUUGUGUGAUGAUCGCAGCAGAGAGCAACUUCGACGUUGCGCUAGAAGCAGCAACCCAAGUCGGUAUGAACCAUGAUCGAGUAUUCAUGUUCGAUUCUACACUUCCAGACUCUUCAGAAGUCGAGGCGAAGCCUCGGGAAGGCAGCAGACAUUGGACAGAACUGAUCGCAUCUCAAACCCUGGGGGAUAAGUUCUUCUGGGCUGAACCAGAAGACUCGAAGAAGGUGACUUGCGGCCUCAACUACAGUUCAGGAACGACUGGUGUUCCAAAAGGUGUCGAGAUAUCGCAUUACAACCACGUCGCCAACGGCGUUGGCGCAAUCCAUUUCAACCAACUGGACCCCGAGUACAAGAACAAGACAAGCCGCGCUGCAGCUCUCUGCUUUCUCCCCAUGUCUCACGCCUUCAGUAUGGGGUAUUUUAUCAACUACCUUCCCUACGAAGGCGUUCCCGUUUACGUCAUGCCCUCCUUCAACUUCCCCAAAAUGCUGGCUCACAUCCAAGCAUUCCGCAUCACCAAGCUCUUCACCGCCCCGCCAAUCCUCGUACUCCUAUCCAAACAUCCCCUCGCCCGCCGCGCCGACCUCAGCAGCAUUGAAAUGAUUGCAUGCGGCGCUGCGCCACUGUCCAAGGAUACUCAACGCGAGGUGAAUAGCAUGUUACCAAGGGGGGGCUCGAUAGCUAAGCAGGGCUGGGGCAUGACGGAAGCCACAUGCAUGGCCUUCUCUUGGGACCCGACGAGGCCAUCCAAUGCAUCGGUCGGUGAGCUGGUAGCUAAUUGCCAAGCUAAGCUAAUGCAUCUGGAGACGGGUGCCGAGAUCACCAAUGCCAACACGCCCGGCGAGCUGUGGCUCACAGGCCCGACCAUCAUGCGUGGGUACUGGCGCAAUCCGGCCGCAACUGAGGAGGUACUCGUCACGGAUGAGGACGGCACGCAAUGGCUUCGUACCGGAGAUGUUGCCCAUGUGGAGGAGUUCGCACCGGGGACACUCUUCCACAUUGUCGAUCGAGUCAAGGAACUGAUCAAAGUCAAGGGACUCCAGGUUGCCCCGGCCGAACUUGAGGCGCUUCUAUUAGAACGGAAUGAUGUGGCCGAUGCGGCUGUAAUUGGUGUCACCAUCAAUGGCGAGGAAGUUCCCCGGGCAUACGUCGUCAAGACACCCAACGCCAAGGACACCACAGAAGAUGAUAUUGCCUCCUGGCUUGCCGCCCGCGUCGCACGGCACAAGCGGCUGGCAGGCGGAGUGGUUUUCAUCGACGCCAUCCCCAAGAUCCCGUCUGGCAAAAUCUUGCGCAAGACGCUUCGCGAACGAGCGAAGCGGGAGGUUUGUAAAGGCGGAGAGGUGCGGCCCAAGCUGUGA
This is a messenger RNA of Ilyonectria robusta, 1710 nucleotides long. RefSeq lists its product as uncharacterized. Lineage: Eukaryota; Fungi; Ascomycota; Sordariomycetes; Hypocreales; Nectriaceae. Gene Ontology annotation, molecular function: CoA-ligase activity. The coding region runs from base 1 to 1710 and encodes 569 amino acids. The transcript is spliced from 3 exons. The record is from RefSeq and is a predicted model, not a curated record. Gene Ontology annotation, biological process: secondary metabolic process.